Messenger RNA from Dendroctonus ponderosae (mountain pine beetle), 2454 nucleotides. It is a transcript of the gene Usp10, whose product is annotated as ubiquitin carboxyl-terminal hydrolase 10. Gene Ontology annotation, cellular component: cytosol; nucleus. Lineage: Eukaryota; Metazoa; Arthropoda; Insecta; Coleoptera; Curculionidae. Gene Ontology annotation, molecular function: cysteine-type deubiquitinase activity; cysteine-type endopeptidase activity. The record is from RefSeq and is a predicted model, not a curated record. The transcript is spliced from 9 exons. Bases 165 to 2366 code for a protein of 733 amino acids. Gene Ontology annotation, biological process: regulation of autophagy; DNA damage response, signal transduction by p53 class mediator; protein deubiquitination.
AACAGCGCUGUUAGUGUUAUUACCCUGACAGUUCAAAACGUGAAAUCUUAACCCUCCAUUGUCGAAUAGAUUCUAAACAAUAAUGUGUAAUUUAUCGGGUUGCAUGUUGUGAUAAUGCCAUUUGAUCAUCUGUAAUAACCUGUGUAAAGCAUCAGUUCGCCGUAAUGGAUACCCCUGACAAUAUUGGAUUGCAAUUCCUAGACCUGACCGGUAUUGAAGAAUAUGAGAAAAAUGCGGUUCUGACCUCGUUGCAGCCUUUACAGCCUGACGCUAGGUUUCCUUGGUAUAUUGGGGGAAACCCAACAAAUGAAGGAUCCAGUUGGACUAAACUGGCGGCUGAAUUUGUGCCACAACCGCUCAAUGAAACCUACUCGAAUGCUACAGAGCCGAUCUCCAUAAUAAAUCCCGAAAACGGAUUUGCUGAUGAACCGUUCACUGAUCCAGCCCUUAACAGUAUCGCUCAUCCACCCAUAAAUAGCCCGUACAAUUCAUCACAGUAUUACCUGCCGCCGAUUCCUCCCAUUCAAUCACCUUCAGUUCACCUGCCCGGCAGUUACGGCUACAAUCACUUUUCCCCUACUGGGAACCAUCCAGAUCUGCCUGUGACCAACGCAGUGUACACGCCUUAUCCCAACUAUCCCGCUAAAGUGUUUUACGAAGUCCCUUCAGCUCAGCCCACCUUUAUCAAUCAUGGAGCCGAUGCUGGCAUCUAUUACCCGCAUGCUGGCCAAAUGUAUCUGGAUAACUCUAUUCCCGUUCAGCCGGAAAUUGCUCCCAGUUCCCAUUGGGAGUCACCAACUUCAAUCGCGCCCACGCAAAAUGGGACUGCUUUGAAGAAAUCUCCGCCGCUGCUAUCGGCCGAUACACCUGCAUUUACCCCGAAAAAUCAGCAACCCGACCAAGAGAAAGCCGCAGAGCGUCCAGAUGAACCGAAAUCUAGCGCGGAGGCUACCGUGGAAGCGCCCCAGUCGGCCCCACUUGAGGAGAAAUCGGUCAGCACUCCCAAUCAGGCUUCCGGAGCGAAGUCUUGGGCCAGUCUUUUCACCCCCAAAGGAGGUUCGGCAAGUGCGAUGGUUAAUGGAACGUCUGCUUCAGCUUCAAGUGCUGCCAAGCAGCUGAAGACUGUUGAAUCCUGCCCGAUCAAGAACCCGAGAAAGAACCAUUUUAUCGAUCCGGAUUGUUACAGAAUGGGAGAGUUUUUAAAAAACUGCUCAGUGGAUGGUAGAGCCAUCAGCCUGCAGCCCAGAGGUUUAAUCAACCAGAGCAACUACUGCUACAUUAACUCCAUCCUUCAGGCUCUGCUGGCUUGUCCCCCAAUGUACAACCUGCUAAGUGGCUUAGCUGAUAACAUUUCCUCGAACGUCAAGAGAAAACCCACUCCGGUUAUCGACGGAAUGUGUAAGUUUAUUAAGGAAUACAAUCACUUACCAGCGAAUAUGCGUGUGAACAACCGCCGAUCGGACGGCGGCAAGAAGGACCAAAAACGAGACCAAAACACCAUGAUCAACACGGACAUUCCGUUUGAGCCUUCGUGGGUUUAUAAAAUAUUGAGCGGCCUGCAAACGGACCUUAUCGAAGGGCGUCAGGAGGAUGCAGAAGAAUUUCUAGGGUGCCUUUUAAAUCACUUGAGCGAUGAAAUGCUGGAGCUGAUUAAAUUAGUGGAAACGUCGGAAAGGGUGCUUGAAGAAGAGCCGCAGGACGACAGCGAUAUGUGGCAGGUGAUGGGGAACAAGAACAAAGGCUCUGUAUUGAGGAAAAUGGAAUUUGAGCGAACCCCAAUCACGGAUAUCUUUGGCGGGUCGCUGAAGUCCCGAAUAUACAGAACAGGGGGGCUUGUUACAGAGAACACGCAACCAUUCCUCACUCUGCCGUUGAAUAUUGAGAAAGUAAAGACUGUGCGUGAAGCCCUAGACGCUCUUACCACUAAGCAUCAGCUGGAAGGGCUGACUUCAGCUAAAACUAAUGAAGAAGUAGAGGCUUGGCAGCAAGUGAUGUUGGAUGAGCUGCCAGUGAUCUUGAUACUUCAUCUGAAGUGCUUCGACUUCCAGCUGAAUGGAUGUACAAAGAUUGUGAAGGCUUUGGAAUUUCCUAUUGACCUGAAAAUCGAUGGAAAGCUGUUGUCGCAAAAAACGACCAACGCAAAGGUGAAGCAGUAUAAGCUUUUCGCUAUAGUUUAUCACGACGGAAAGGAAGCAACUAAAGGACAUUAUGUAACGGACGCGUUCCAUGUCGGCUUCAGCAGCUGGCUGCGGUACGACGACGCUUCAGUCAAACCAGUACAAGAGGAACAGGUGUUGAAUCCUCAAGGAACGCGAGUACCCUAUUUGUUAUUUUAUCGUCGCAGCGAUACGAUUAGGAGCAAAUAAUUAGUUCUAUCAAUUGGCCUAUUUAAUUGUUACUUAGUGUUAAGUGUAUUAUUUUAUUAAUUAAUUUGUAUAUAAAGUCUUUUGCAGA